CUUGUCUGCGUUGCACUUCUUGUUAAGUGUCAAGCAUUAAACCCAAUCUUGGGAAGGCUACCCCUUUAAGACAACCCUUAAAAGAGGAAGUGAAAAUCACAGCUGAACAUCCACAUACGCAGCACAGCUGUCCUGUAGAGCAGCAGAGUCUCCCACACACUGUACCAGCACUGCCUGCAACAGGAGUUAUGGAUUCUGUUUCCUUCCACCAGUACAUCUGCGAUCUGGAUCUUUGCUCCUUGCCUAGAGUGGUGAAGAUCUGCUCUGGAGUCUACUUCCAAGGAUCUGUUUAUGAAGUCUCUGGCAAUGAAUGCUGCUUAUCAACAGGAGAUCUGAUGAAAAUUAUUGAUAUUCAGCUGCAGAACAUCUCCUGCAAGAAUGUGGAGAAUGGGCACAUAUAUGAGCUCCCGCUGGAUUUUAAAGGUCUUUUUCAGCCUAGUUCAGAACUGCCACAUGGAACACAGAGGAAAUCUUUCUCUCGGGGCUCUCUCUUCACCAAGGACAAGUUGUUGGACUGCCAAAAGCCACAGCGCUACACGAUCCAGGAGGUCCUGCGGUCAGCAGUCAUGCGGCAGAAGAGGCUAACCUGCCCGGAAAUUGGCAAGAGUGAGGUCCAGCUCUACCCAACCUAUAAAGUGAAAGCAAUAAUGCAUUUUCGAAAUGACGUUGUGCAAAUCAACUCUACGCUGGAUGUAGAAGUGGUCGACGUCACCAAGGAGUCCCAGCACAUCCACUUUAUUAAGCCGCUGAUGCUCAGCGAGGUCCUGGCAAUGGAGAAAGCCCUGCCAGCGGAGGCAGAAAUCCUCGAGGCCCCAGAGAGCCUGCCGGUCUUUCAGAGUGACUGGUUCUCCCACCUACAGAAGGGCUGCCGGAUUCACAUCCACAGCAAGUCCUCGGCAUGGAGGGUCCUGGCCUCUUCUCGCAAAGGCAAGGCCCGGACCUGCUACUUCCUCCUCUCCAGCAGCUACAAAGGCCGCUUUCGCCGAUGCCCACGCAGAUUUAGCUGCACUUCGGAGCUGGCCCUCAGUUUAGCCUCAGCCAAGAAACUGCAGGUUGUUGUCACCAAGGACUGUGAGAGCAGCGAAGGGGAAUUUCCUUUGUUCAGUGUAGGAGACCGGCUAGAGGUGCUGCAGGUCACGAGAGCCAGCAACCCUUCAGCCAUGGACAUGCUUGUGUGCUGCAGGGACAAUGGAGAUGAGGACAGAGAGCAAAUCCAUGUGCCCCUGUUCUUGGAAGCUGGCUUUGUAGAGGAUGUCCGUGACAGCAGGAAAUAUACCAUCUCUGAGGCAGUGGAGCACCUGCAGCUGCCUUGUGAGGUCAAGGUGCUUAGUACUGACUGUGCCUCUGAUCCUCUAGGCUGCUCCUCUGUCCUGACCCUGGAGACCAGGAUCGACUUGCAAUUUCUCACCAUCAGCCUGGCUAAGGAGCCAGCUCUCACCUUUGACAUUCCUCCACAGUGGUUGGACAUGUCUCUCUUCUUCACUGGAGGGCCAGCAAAGGCCACCCCUCCCACUUGCAGUCCCGCGGUGGAAGAGUUGACAGAGGCCUUUUAUUAUCAUUUGCUAAAGAUACUGCCCAGCAAUGCAUCAGCACCUCCGAGACCUCCAAAGCGAAAGGACUCCAAGUGCAACAUGGACCUCAGAAAGGCCAAAGGAGGAGAGAAGAACGCAGCGGAAACAUCUAAGUUACCUUCUGGCAAGUCAAGCAGCACAUCUAGAGAGCCUGCAAAACUUCACUUCUCUGGACCUAAGCAAACGGGCGCAAGUGGGAGUAAUCUUAAUGAGUACACCAUGGAAUGCGAACGUCAAAGAUUCCAGGAGUGUUCUAAACCCGGGAAACAAACCACAGACACAGCUUUCAGUGAUGAUUCGGAUCAUGACUACGAAGAAAUUAACAAUGAGGUUUAUGAAAUGACUUCCAAACUGCGAAGAACUGUUAUUAAACAUUGAGAUACCUGUCUACAAAGCCACAGUCCUAGGCUAGGUCUUUCAUUCCCCACUUCCAUGGUCAGAGCCCAGUUCAGGAAUGAGGAGAAUUCUGUAUUUUUAAGCAUACAGAUCUACUUUGCACUUACUGGACUAAUACACCAAUCAGAUGUCAUACUGCAUACUUCGCUGAAUUUAUGCACU
Molecule: messenger RNA, 2129 nt
Organism: Lacerta agilis (Sand lizard)
Lineage: Eukaryota; Metazoa; Chordata; Lepidosauria; Squamata; Lacertidae
Gene: THEMIS2
Product: thymocyte selection associated family member 2
Exons: 6
Coding region: 189-1949 (586 amino acids)
Biological process (GO): T cell receptor signaling pathway
Source: RefSeq, a predicted model, not a curated record